AUGGCUAUCAAAGAGGUUUUCUUAGCUUUGGGAUUAGCUUCUCUUCUUCUUUUUCAUGUGGAGGCUCAUACCGGAUUUGUUAGCUUCAAUUAUGCUGGAAAUGGCCCAUCCAAAUGGGGAAAUCUCGCUGCUGAGUACAAAUCUUGCUCCAGCGGAACCAUUCAAUCUCCCAUCAACAUUUUGCAGGAUAAUGCCACUCUAAACUCCAAAUUGCAUGACCUCAGUAGGCUUUAUGUUGAUGCAAAUGCCACUCUUAUUAACAAUGGCUUCAAUGUAAUGUUGAAAUUUGAGAAAAGUGGGGGACUCUUGUUGCAAGAUGGGAAGAGAAAACUUAGAUAUCCAUUGGAGCUUCAAAUGGUUCAUGAGAGUGAAGAUGAAGAUGGCAAUGUUGCAAUUGUAGCUAUUCUAUAUGAUUUUGGUAACACUGACCCUUUUCUCUAUCAGUUGAAGGAUUGGGUGGCUCAAUUGGCUAAGGAACAUUGCUCGCUGGAUGAAGAGAUUCAAGUGCCAAUUGGUCCAAUUCGAACCAAGUCAUUGAAGCGCCAUAGUCGAAGGUUCUUCAGAUAUGUUGGCUCGCUCACAACCCCUCCUUGUACCGAGAAGGUCACAUGGUAUAUUCUUGGCAAGGUGAGGAAGGUCUCCAAGGAGCAAGUUGCUUUGAUCAAAUCUUCUCUUGCUCCAGAGUUUCAGAACAAUGCCAGGCCAAUUCAGUCAUCAAAUGAAAGAAAUGUUGAGCUCUAUGAUGAGUCUAAGUGCAAUCCUCACUCUCAAUAAAUUAAUGAGAUCAUGAGGCAAUUCAAUGUGUUCCAAAUAUACAUAUUAGAAUGAAGAUUGUGGGGGAGAUGAGCUACUUAUUUUAGUGACUAUUAUAGUUAAGAUGUUGCAUUAAUUUGGAUUAUGUUGGUGUA
This is a messenger RNA of Dendrobium catenatum, 908 nucleotides long. RefSeq names its product alpha carbonic anhydrase 1, chloroplastic. Bases 1 to 774 code for a protein of 257 amino acids. NCBI's taxonomy places the organism in Eukaryota, Viridiplantae, Streptophyta, Magnoliopsida, Asparagales, Orchidaceae. The record is from RefSeq and is a predicted model, not a curated record. The transcript has 6 exons. Gene Ontology annotation, molecular function: carbonate dehydratase activity; zinc ion binding.